UCCUUCCAGACCACACCACUGCCUAUCUUCCACACAAGAGUUAGUCACUGAGCAGCAGCGAGAAGGGGAGGACGCACGCAUCUCUUCCUCCUCACUGCCAAAGACAAUCCGUGGACACAACAAGUAUGAAUCGGUUAGCGGUGUUCCUCCUCCUCGCUCUGGCGAGCACAGUGGUGGCCGGGGAUAUGAUGAGGAAAUCCAUCGUGUUCGACAAGGCGACUCCAGAUGUGUUUUAUUGCCCCGUUGAUAAGCCCACGUCCUUUGAGAAGAUGCUGGUCCACUCCAGGCCACUCAACAGCCUGUGUGAAUUCGACGGCAAAGGGCUUCCCAGGGACUACAAGAGUGACUGCUACAACGACGUGGACGAGAGCGAGUACGCCUGCAAGGAGAAGAAGAGGAUCAUGAUACGCCAGGAGACCGAGGAGGUGGAGAGAGAGAUGCUGCAGGCGACAACAAGGGCUGCUAACAACAAGGUGUAGGGCUCACUAACUUCCCCCGGACCCCGCCCACCCACCGGACACAGACGCGCCUCCACCCCCCCGGCAGUGAGAAGCUUGAGAUGAUACGCCGUCGCCGACUCAUGCGUCUGCAAGCCAUCAGCAGUGGCUGAAAUCGGGAUGCUGAUCUACGCGUGUGUGUGUGAGCGAGUGUGUGUGUGUGUGUGUGUGUGUGUGU
Molecule: messenger RNA, 675 nt
Organism: Portunus trituberculatus (swimming crab)
Lineage: Eukaryota; Metazoa; Arthropoda; Malacostraca; Decapoda; Portunidae
Exons: 6
Coding region: 126-479 (117 amino acids)
Source: RefSeq, a predicted model, not a curated record